Molecule: messenger RNA, 132 nt
Organism: Scutellospora calospora
Lineage: Eukaryota; Fungi; Glomeromycota; Glomeromycetes; Diversisporales; Gigasporaceae
Source: the annotation of a GenBank genome assembly
GAAAAUAAUGACCAGGAAAAUAAUGACCAGGAAAAUAAUGACCAGGAAAAUAAUGACCAGGAAAAUAAUGAACAGGAAAAUAAUGAACGGGAAAAAGCUGAAUACGGAAAUGACGAAUACUUUACAGAGUGA